AAAGCUGCAGCACCCAACAACAUCCAUUUUGAAUCUUGCUGCUGUUUCCUUCUUCUCCUCCGUUUCCCAAAAUGCCCUUUUUCAGUAUAACUAAAGAAAUGGCCAUUGGAACCGCAGUCCUGGGGGUUGCUUUUGCUACUGGAGUCUUAGCAGGUAAAAAAUAUCCAUUUUUAGCUUUUGGAAUUCCCCGAUCAUCCAAGACUCUACUUGGAAAAGGGGGCCCACUAUGGCAAUACAUAUUGGAUCACUCUCUGCGGGAGCAUCCAGUCCUAAAGAAGCUGCGACUGCUCACCUUGGACCAUCCCUGGAGUAGAAUGAUGGUGUCUUGUGACCAGGCUCAGCUUAUGGCAAACUUGGCCAAACUCAUCAAAGCCAAGAAAGCUAUUGAAAUAGGUGUUUUUACUGGCUAUAAUACCUUAAACAUGGCACUAGUCUUGCCAGACGAUGGCAAAGUCGUUGCCUGCGAUAUAAAUGAAGAUUACGUCAGUAUUGGAAAGCCGCUAUGGAAAGAGGCAGGAGUGGAGCAUAAAAUAGACUUGCGGAUUAAACCAGCAAUACAAACACUUGAUGAACUACUGGCAGACGGUGAAGCUGGGACCUAUGACUUUGCUUUCAUAGAUGCAGAUAAACAGAGUUACAAUGAGUACUAUGAAAAAUGUUUACGUCUCGUAAGGAAAGGGGGAAUCAUAGCUAUUGAUAAUGUUUUAUGGCACGGGAAAGUAUUGAAGCCAAGCAAAAACGAUAUGGAAACCCAAAGCCUCCAUCACCUCAAUGAGAAGAUCUUCCGAGAUGUACGAGUCAAUAUCAGCAUGCUCCCAAUGGGGGAUGGAGUGACACUAGCAUUCAAGCUAUAGUGUGAGAAAAAUGCUGAGCAAUGGAAGGGAGACAGAGAAGCACCAAAUCAUCAGGCAAAACUAAGUGGAACAUGAGUAGCAUCUGUAAUGUGAACCUGUGUCUCAGCAGAAUAGCAUAAAGCUGGAAAAACAGUCCUUGAAAUGACCAGAAAAACUACAGGUAUCUAAAUAUAAUGGUAGAA
Emys orbicularis (European pond turtle) is the source of this 1036-nucleotide messenger RNA. It is a transcript of the gene COMTD1, whose product is annotated as catechol-O-methyltransferase domain containing 1. Gene Ontology annotation, molecular function: O-methyltransferase activity; S-adenosylmethionine-dependent methyltransferase activity. Bases 72 to 854 code for a protein of 260 amino acids. The record is from RefSeq and is a predicted model, not a curated record. The transcript has 7 exons. NCBI's taxonomy places the organism in Eukaryota, Metazoa, Chordata, Testudines, Emydidae.